AUGCAUUUUGAGAAAUCCACGGGUCAACGCAGAGCGUGCCCCAGAUUUCUUAUAGCAAAACUUUUAUCGUAUGUCCCUGCUGGACAAGCCCAGCGCGGAGAUAAGGAUUUCGUUGGGUUCAGGAGGUUCUCUGGUUUGUUGGCUGUUCCCCCGACCUGGGUCGAGGAACCCAGUCGUGGCCAGGGCUUGCCAUGGCCAUGGCAGCCCCUUCGUUCCCUGGUCAGCGAUCCCUACGGCAGUACGAAGCCUGCACGCGCAUAUUUCGGCGUCCACAUUAAGGCGGCGACUCCGCCCAAACUGAAAAAGGGCAUCGCGGCCGGCUCGGUCCUGAUCUUGCUCGCGGGCAGGUUCCGCGGCCGCCGCGUGGUGUUCCUGAAACAGCUCGAGAGCGGCCUGCUGCUUGUCACGGGCCCCUACGCGAUCAACGGGGUGCCCCUCAGGCGCGUUAACCAGCGGUUCUGCAUCGCGUCCAGCGCCAAGGUGGAUCUCAAGGGUGCGGACUAUUCCAAGGUCGACGAUGCCUACUUCACCAAGGAGGCGAGCAAGAAGAAGUCGGCAGCGAUGUUCGCCUCGGACGCCGAGAAGAAGGGCAUCUCAGAUGAGAAGAAGGCCGGGCAGAAAGGCAUGGACGACAAGGUGGUGAAGGGCUUGGCAGCCGACAUGAAGGCAUACUUGAAGGCUAGGUUCUCGCUGUCGGACAAAAUGUAUCCCCAUGAGCUGAAGUUCUGA
Prorocentrum cordatum is the source of this 729-nucleotide messenger RNA. The record is from the annotation of a GenBank genome assembly. Lineage: Eukaryota; Dinophyceae; Prorocentrales; Prorocentraceae.